AACUCCGGUUGCUCCUCCUCAUCCUCUCGCACACUGAAGAGGAGUUUAACUUCCCUGCCGUUCACAACUUGAACGUAUCUUGUACAUUCGUGAACUGAUACUGGAUUAGUACUGUUUUUUUUUUGUUUUUGUUUUGGUUUUUUUUGGGUUUUUUUUGUCUUUGUCAGAAGCCAUUCCCAUUAUGAAUCCGCCCUGUGGAAGAUGCAACAAAGCAGUUUACCCCACAGAGAAAAUAAAUUGUCUGGAUAAGUACUGGCACAAGGGCUGUUUCAGCUGUGAGGUAUGCAAGAUGGCUCUGAGCAUGAACAACUACAAAGGCUUUGAGAAGAAACCUUACUGCAGUAUGCAUUACCCCAAAACAUCCUUCACCAUAGUGACUGACACUCCUGAGAACCUCCGUCUCAAACAGCAGACGAUGCUCAAUAGCCAGGCACUCUACAAAGAGGACUUUGAGAAGAGCAAGGGGAAGGGUUUCAGCGUGGUGGCCGACACUCCAGAGAUGCAGAGAGUGAAGAAGACACAGGACCAGAUCAGCAACAUCAAGUACCAUGAGGAAUUCGAGAAGAGCAAGUUUCGAAGUGAUGCUCCUCCCCCAGAGAACAGGCAAGUCAAUGAACAGGAGCAGCCACCCAACCCUCAGAAAUGUUACCCACCACCAGGACCAGUACGCUCUGCAGCUGUCGCGCCCCCUAGCGGAGGGAGGCGGUACCAGGCCCUGUACAGCUACGCCGCGACAGAGGCAGACGAGGUGUCUCUCGAAGAAGGGGACCUGAUCCUUGACGUCGAGCAGAUUGACGAGGGAUGGAUGUAUGGACGCAACCAACGCACAGGGCAGCGGGGCAUGCUGCCAGCCAACUACGUCCAGCUUAUCUGAAGCAGCCAGGCACGUUGAAGAGAUAUUUUGGUUUGGUUGAAUGUUGUCACUUUUAAGCAUGCACAGCUUUAGUGUAGCUGAGGGUCAGUCAACGUUCAAUGUCAGCUGCACCAGGGAACUAAUGUAAUCAUCGUCAUGCAUUGUCAUUAUUUGACACGUGCUUCCAAAAUCAGAGUGUGGAUGCAGAUGAAGUGGUGUUUCCAGACUCUGCAGUGUCUCAUUUGUACAGAAGUACAUUUUCCCACAUUGAAAUAAACUACCAAUUUUGGUGGCCAGGACGGCUGAACAGAACAAUGAUGGUGCUUGAGUAUUCAUGACCUCAAUAUGCGGUGUUUAUUUAAAAGUGAAAAUGAUCAACCAAAGUGUCAAAUAUAACAUUUUUGAAUGUCAAAAGAAAAAAGUAUUGCAAAGAAUAUGUAUUCAUUGAGCAUAUGCACACUGAUUCUGCUCCAACUUUUCACAUUCUCCAGAGCCGAAUGUGUGGCUAGCCAAGACAGACAUGCAAAAUACUCUAUUCAGUUCUUUUCAACGGACUUCUGAUCUGACUGUAUCGUGACUAUUUCUCCUCAAUGAAUACAAGAGAUAAAAGGUGAAAAACUGAAAUGGUCCAGAGGGCAGAAGUCAUCAAUUCAUACGAGCAGGAGCAAUAAUUAAAUUAAAUCUUCAGUGACAUUUUUUAACCUGAACACUGAAAUACAAAAAAAAAAAAAAAAAAGGAAUAA
This is a messenger RNA of Lampris incognitus (smalleye Pacific opah), 1596 nucleotides long. Its product is annotated as LIM and SH3 domain protein 1-like. NCBI's taxonomy places the organism in Eukaryota, Metazoa, Chordata, Actinopteri, Lampriformes, Lampridae. Gene Ontology annotation, molecular function: actin filament binding. The transcript has 7 exons. The record is from RefSeq and is a predicted model, not a curated record. Gene Ontology annotation, cellular component: focal adhesion. The coding region runs from base 182 to 874 and encodes 230 amino acids.